Limulus polyphemus (Atlantic horseshoe crab) is the source of this 7488-nucleotide messenger RNA. Its product is annotated as semaphorin-2A-like. The record is from RefSeq and is a predicted model, not a curated record. Lineage: Eukaryota; Metazoa; Arthropoda; Merostomata; Xiphosura; Limulidae. Gene Ontology annotation, molecular function: chemorepellent activity; semaphorin receptor binding. Gene Ontology annotation, biological process: axon guidance; positive regulation of cell migration; negative chemotaxis. The transcript is spliced from 9 exons. The coding region runs from base 1 to 1335 and encodes 444 amino acids.
AUGCAUGCAAAUAAUGAAUGGCACACUAUUUCCAACAAUGUAAAACAGUUUGAAACCCUUCAUGAUAUCCCAGCAGAAGUUCCUAUUGAGAAGCAAAGGAGAAAGAAGAUUUGUGACGGUGUGUUUAAUGAUGUUACUCUAAUUUUAUUUAUCACAUUUACAGAAAGUGUGUAUAAACUUCCCGAUGAUGAUAACACAUUCUAUGCAGUAUUCACAACUUCAUCAAAUGGGUUGAUUGGUUCAGCCAUCUGCACAUUCAGCCUUGAAUCCAUCCAGGAAGUGUUCAAUGGAAAGUUCAAAGAACAAGCCACAUCCUCCUCAGCAUGGCUGCCUGUCAUCAGUGUAAAGGUUCCAGAGCCUCGUCCCGGACAAUGUGUUAAUAACACCCAGACACUGCCAGAUUCGGUGCUCAACUUUAUCCGUGGACAUCCUCUGAUGGACUCUGCAGUUGCCCAGGAAAAUGGAAAACCCGUGUUUUAUAAACGAGAUGUGAUCUUUACCAAAUUAGUUGUUGAUAAAUUAGAAGUUGACGGGGUUUCUUACACUGUUUAUUAUGUAGGAAGUGUGGAUGGACGUGUGUUCAAGGUGGUUCAAUGGCAUGAUGGAACAGAAGAAGCACACUCCAAUAUUGUGGAUAUCUUCGAUGCCACAUCUCCUGAAAAGAUUCGAAAUAUGGAAAUCUCUAGCAAGCACAAAUCACUUUAUGUGGCUUCCAAGUCAAUGAUUCGUCAGUUUGAUUUGGUGAUGUGCAAAAAGAGAUAUGAGACUUGUCUGCAUUGCACGCAAGACCCUUAUUGUGGAUGGGACAAGGAGCGUGGUGAAUGUCGACCCUAUAAUCGAGGGUACUUGCAAGAUGUGACCAAAACCAUACCAAACAUUUGUGAAGAUUGUGAAAUAAAGAAGAUUUUCAAUGUCUAUUGGGGCCAAAGUGUGCAUCUUGCAUGCACAGUGCGUAUAGAGGAGAUGAAGAAGCUAGAGCUUGGCCCUAUUCAGUGGGUGCAUUAUGGCCAAGACAAAGACAAGGUUUUGGUUAGCCAGCAAAGAGACAAGUACAUUAUUACCUCUCAUUAUGGGUUAGUAAUAAUGACUGUUACUGACCGUGACAGUGGACGGUAUGACUGUAUAGUGGGACCUCACACCAUGUGUACUUACAAUGUCACAGUGGACACAAAAACAUGCAACCCUCCGACGGAGCUGGAAUACAAGCAAGUCUACUCCAGCUGGUGUCGAGAGUUUGAAAAAUACAAGAUGGCCAUGAACACUUGGCAACACAAGCAGAAUAAAUGUCAAGCAUAUUUAAAUGAUGUGAUUUACAGCAGAGCGCCAUCUAUCUGAAACUGUGCAUUUUAAGAUCCAGUCUUUUAGACUAAUGAUGGUAUAAUGCAGUUGUGUUUUUGGAUCCUGGAGAUAAUAAUAAGCUACAUAUGGUUCUAGUGCACUUCAAAAACCUUUGUAUAAAGAUUAAAAAGAAAUGGAAAACAAAUGUGCAUGGAAGGCUUGAGUUCUCAAAAUGACAUUUUUUUUUUUGUUCAUUCUGAACGUUUCUGACUGUGCAUUUUUAUGUCUGAUCCAACAUGAUUCUCUUCAUUAUUUAAGCUGGUUGGAUAAGAAUAGCAGUUUCAACAAAUGUUCAAAUAAUUACCAAGAUUUUGAAAACAGCAACAGAUGGAGAGAGACCAUUGUAGUUUGAACAAGUUUGUACAUUUAUAUGCAUCAUACAUAUUAUUUGUAACACUUUUGUCAUUGAAUUGAUGAGAACUAUCGUGAAUAACAGCAGUAUAUUAGGAGAGUUAAUAAAAUGUUCAAUAAUGGUUGUGAUCACGAGUUGUAUCUUCACGGUUUCAGUUAUUUUAAGAGCAUUUACUUUACUUUAAUACAAAAUAUUGCUUUAUUUAAACAAAACAUACAUAUAUAUUUUUCUUUUCUGUCACGUGUGUAAUAUAACAAGCUACAACUAGUAAUCAGACUUAUGCAAAGGAUUGCUAAAAAUAAUAUUUUCAAUGGUGUCUUUUAAACAGGUUUCUCUUUUACAAGUUGUGAUUAUUGACAUCAGCUUUCUGCAAAACUUUGUACCCUUUAGAAAUUUGUAAAUUAUAAUAUGUUACUUUGUUACUAGUUGAGCCAGAAUUGAAGGUAUUCAAAAUUAAAUUAUUGUCUUGGUACUGCUUCGGUAGUUGUGUAAAGAAGUUGAUGGAUUAAGAUACUCAGGAUACUCUUAUUCCAUAUUCUGGAAGUGGGUAGGAAUAAUCAUAAUGAAAUAUUAAUUUUAUUACAUUAAUUACUAACUGAAAUGAUGAUUAUGUUUUAAUUUGUUCAGAACUCAUGGAAAGAAACCAUAAAUUGGAUAUUUUUUUACGUCUUUUGCCUUCUUUAGUGUAAAGUUAAGAUUUAUAAUAAUGCUAUCAAACUGUUACCAUUCUAUAACACAUUGAGUGAAAAAGAUGUACUGAAAUAUCGUACAUUCCUUUGUAAAGUAUCCUCUUAUAUCCUAAAAAUUCCAUUUGUUUUUGCUAUUUAAAUUUUCUUUUAUUGUUAACUUAUUGACUGUAGCUUCUUUAAACACAUGCAGAAGUUUUGCAAGUCGUACACUGUAAAUGGCACACUUGCAUUCAACUUCCGGAGGCUGAUAAUACCCUAUAUGGUGAAUCAGCAGUCAAUGGGUUAAUGCUUAAGAGCUUGUACAUACCAUUGUAAGAAAUAUGUAAAUUUGUGUUCCAAUUUUACGUGUUUACAAUAUUUUAUUAAUGAAGUACACUGGUUGUGAAGAUUGACACUAUUUCCAGAUAGGAUGUUUAUCAGUCAAAAUAAAAACAUUCUUUGCUCAGAUAAAGAAAAAUGUGUAGAAAGCAAUACUGUGUAAUAUCUUUUGAGUCAGCUAGAAAAAAACUCUCUUUGUAAAAGAUUAAGUAGUAUGUAAAAAGUAGUUGAAAUUGAAGCAGUUUGAGACAAUUGAUAUAUAUAUAUAUAUGUGUGUGUGUGUGUGUGUGUAUUUUAAUAUAUUAAAUUUUUCAAUUUUUUCAAUGAAAUGUAAAAUUUGUUUUGUGAAGUGAAAAACAAUACUAGUUCAUAACCUAAAGUUCCAAUAAUACUCACCUCCUUUCACACUAUAGCUAUUACACAACUGCUAGGGUUUCCUUCCUUUGCCCAUUUAAGCAUUGGUAUGACUUUUUUUUUGCUUGCUCCAGUGUUUUAUUUCCCAUGUAAUUGCCCUUGGUGAUAUCUGUCGGUGAUACUCUCCACUUAUGUUGGAUCACCCUCUAUUCUGGUAUUGCGUAUAAGCAGCUCAUUCAGAUAAUAUUACCACUUUUUCACAACCAAACGUUCCCUAACUUGUUUUUCUGUACUACGACCAGUGGAGAUACUUUAAGCAUUCUUCGUGUUACAUUUUUGAUUUUUGUUAAAAAACAAUAUUUGUUUGGCAAGCCAGUAUAUGGGAUGAAUUCCCAGAUUACUCUUUCUGGCACAGAAACAAAUCAGAUCUCUUCGAUCCCAUCUUUGAUAUCUAGUGUUACCCAACAUUAGGGGGGGAGUCUCAGUUGAGGCUAUUUGUAGUGAGAUGGAAACAUAUAUAAGGUCUGGUGGUGUUUACUCCAGGGGACUCCGAAGCUGCACUUGUGGGCAAUCCUGGACACACUGGAGAAAAUUUAGAUUUGCUUUUCCAGUCCCUUCCAAUUCUCUGUUGGCUUCUCGUGAGGACAAUUUGGAUCAGCCACUUCUGGCUCCUUUUCUUCACUUGGUCAAUCACUAUGCAAUGUUUUGGGUCUUUCUCUAGUUGCUUUUGAGUCUGUGUCUUCCUUGAUGGCAGAAAGGUCUGAAAGCGAAUACUUAGUUCUCCUUCCAUUCCCUGAUAUUGUAGUUCCUGCGGGGAUGUUUACUACUCAGUUACGUGAAUGGACAGCUAUGCCUUGUCAACCACGUUUGUUGUAAGAACAUGCUUUAGCCUACCACCCGCUAGGUAGAUCCAUAUUUAGAUUUUCAAAGAAUAGACCUACUCCUGGAAAUGUGGGAUUACAGAAGGGAGUCUGUGGUCAACCUGAAUAAAUCACACUUUUCUAGGAUUCGUCUGACCCUAACUACAGCUCUGAGAUAUUUAUCAUCACUCUAACUAUUGUCAGAAGCCUCUCAGUGACUGCUACAUCAAUUUGAUGACGAGUUGGGACCAUUGUUGCCACCUACCUUGGUUUGAUUGUCAGCUCCUGCAUUUUCCCUUAUAUCUUGGCUGGUAUGUUGUUAGGAUUUGUUGGUUAGAGAUGCAUUGUUGGAGGAUCUACUGGCUGCCACCCUUCGUGAGUUACAUGAGGCCCCCUUUCUCUGACCCUUGGUUUUUGGAGGUGUUCCAGAGUCUUUGGAUUCAAGAGGUGAUGUCGCCUGUCUGCAUUUAUCCCUGUCAUCAUUGGCUUCUCAACUUUCCUAGCCUCAUAUAUGGGUCAUAGUUCUGCCCCUAUUCGAGUGUCCCAACCCCCGACAUCAGCCCCCUCAGUCCAUUGGUAGCCAGAAUAGAUUCCACCCAUAUGCAUGAGGUUCCUCCACUUGGUUGGAACACUGUCAGUAGCAGUGGUAACUACCAUAUGUCUCUGGACAUGUGUAAAACCUUUACCAUGUUACUACAGGUCUUUGCAUCAGGAUUAAUCAUUCAGUUCACAUCUCCUCCAUCAUUAUCCCCCAACCUCCCACAGAUCCUCGGAUUUGGAACGUUGUUUCAGGGUUAUCAGAUAUUUUUUCGCUAAGAGGUAGUGGAAAAAGUCUUUUUCAACACAUACCUCAAUUAGACUCAGCUGACUCUCAUCAGGUUCAAUGUUAUGGAACAGGCAGUCUGACUCUUACUUCUUCUUCCACUGUGCAGAUGAUUCUAUCUCUUGUGGGAAUGUAGGAAUCACUCGAGUCUCUCAUUUAUUUAGGACAAGUACACAUGGGAUCUCUUCAGUGGGGUCUACAUGACCAAUGGAUCAUGAGCAAUAAUCCACUGUAUACCCUAGUCUCCUUAUCGAGGAUCAGCAUUUUUGAUCUCGGGUGGUGGUUAGAUUGGUACAAUACUAUGAUAAAUGUUCCUCUGCCACCACCUCAUCCAGAGAUCCAUCUCUUCACAGGUACCUCAAUUCUGGGAUGGGUGCAUAUCUCAAUGGUCAGCAAUUCCAGGACCUAUGGACAGACGACGAGGCUUUCCUACACAUAAAUGUUUUAGAACUCCUUGCUGUUCAAGGGGCGAUGUCCCAAGCUCUGGACUUAUUAAGGGGAAAAUCAUCAUGCUUCACUCCAACAAUUCAAUGGUUGUGUCUUAUGUUUCCAGUCAAGGGGCACUUGGUCGAGAUAUCUCUGUUUAUGAAUACUGAAACUUCUUUAUUGAGCCCACUCUCAUCAUACCAUCCUACUAGCAUGCCAUGUUCUGGGGUGAUGAAUUUGGUAACAGAUCAAUUGUAUAGAUCCAACUGGAUUCUCCUGACAGAAUGGAUGCUGCAUCACGAGGUUUUUCCAUUGAAUUUGCUCUUAGUUCAGGACACCAAUAAUUGAUGCAUUUGUCACUCAUUGGAACACUCAACUGUUAGAGACUGCAAAUUGGUUCAGUCUUGAAAACGUGAUAAUAUUAUCUGAAUGAGGUGCUUAUCGAGAGUACCAGGAUAGAGGGCACAUUGACAUAGAAUGAGAAUGUCAGUCGAGAAUAGCUGUAGUGUGAGAGGAGGUAAGUAUUAUUGGAAAUACAUUUUGGAUUUAAGAAAAUGUUAACUUCUAUAUUCCAAAAAAUCUGACUUAACACAAGUUGUAUUAAUAUUAGAACUUUUUUUUUUAAAUAUUAACAUUUAAAAUAUGUGGAAAAUUUCUGUCUUUUGUAUAAAUAUUUUUACUUGUGUAUAUGUUUUUUGCUUAAUUUCUUUCAAGUCGUUAUGGGAUAACCAAUAGGAAAAUAAGCCUUUUUGUACCAUUUUAACAUAUCAUACAAAAUUAUCUUAGUAUUAAAGUGUGUUUGGGUGAAUAUUUCAAAAGAAGAGUUUAAGUUUAUUUCAGCUAAAAUAUUUUCUACAUGUUCAUAGUGAAUACAAAUUACGCUUGCAUGCCUGUGCCAAAUAGCGUUACCUCCAUCUAUCCACAUGAUAAUGAUAAAAAAAUUUUUAAGAAAUGAUAUAUAAAAUUUUAACAAUGCUAUACACAAUGUUUUGACUAGCUUGUUACAUGUAGUGUGAUACACGUUUAAAAGCUUGUAGCUUAAUUCUGAGAAUAAACCUUGUUUGUGUACCUGGCUUUGUUUGUCUGUUAUAUAUGUUUGGAUUGUAAAAGAUUUAUUUAAGCUCUAAUUUUGAUAUGAUACAACCCUUCUCACCCACGAAAGAUUUUCCUGAUCUUCAUCUGUGCUCUAAUGCAUUGAAAAAAUUUAUGCUUGCUUGACUCACUAGUCUUUAUACCCCUCAGUUCAAGCUGCUCAUUUAGCAUGCGUAGUGCAUGUCAUGAUACUCCACCAAUAGAAGCAAGAAGCACACUCCUGGAGCAGCUGGCUCCCUAUAUAUUACAUUUUGUCUAUGUCACUUUCUCGAUUGGCACCAUAUGAGUUAGACAUGUUUCUCCCUUAAUUUCAUUUUUCAAUACUGACUACACUUGAUUUUUUAAAUAUGUGUGCUUUCAUUCUAUCUUGAAUUAAUUCAUGAUACAGAUUUUGUUCUCUGUUUCACGCACUCACUGCACAGAUACAUUUACCACUCAUCUUGGUGAUGUUCUGCUGCUUUCUAGUUUCCGGUUCCUUGAUCUCUAACUUUGGGUUGAUCUACAUUUUUUCUAGUAUGGAGGGCUUUCCAUUUUAUGCCAUCCCACCUAUACAUCUAAUCCCUUAACAUAUGUCUUUCAUCCACAUCUAUUCCUGUCAAGUUCUCUGGAUUGCUCAAUUUUACUGGCUCAGACUUGGUCUCCACUGUUUGUAAGGGAGUCUCUGCCUUUGCACCAUUUUCCAUCCCUUCUCUUUCCAAAAUUUGUUCCUGGUCAGUUCCAGAUUGCCUUCUGUUUCCUGUGCAGGCUCUGUGGAGCUAUGUUGUUCAAAUGGCUUCCAUUUGUUGCUCUUGUUCCCGUUUGUUUCUUACCUGGAUCCUUUUAGUGUUUCUUGACCUUUCCCCCAUCACUAUUAUGGGUUGGGUUCGCCAGCUUAUUCAGUUGGUUUACUGAAUCCCUUUCCACUGUAGGUCUCCUUCUUUACAGUGUCUCCUCUUAUCUGUUUUAACAUGUCACCUUGUUUCUAGUAACUCAAUUUUGUCAUCCUUUGAAGGAGGUUGGACUGUGGACUACUACUCAUACUCUUGUGUCUCAUUACUUGUUUCAUCUGGAUGUACCCUUCUAUGGUGGAUAUUGUUUCCCUCCAGUGAUGAUUCUCCAUGCUUCAGUGUGACUCUGCCUUGGGUCGGUGUAAUUUUACUGUUAUUUGUUUUCAAGGGACCUCUCCUUGUAUCUUCAUUACAUAUUCAGAUCUCGCUCAGUGGCUAGUGUUGCCUGGUCAGGUAUGCCUUACUUUAA